Messenger RNA from Aspergillus ibericus CBS 121593, 261 nucleotides. RefSeq lists its product as uncharacterized. The coding region runs from base 1 to 261 and encodes 86 amino acids. The transcript is spliced from 4 exons. The record is from RefSeq and is a predicted model, not a curated record. Lineage: Eukaryota; Fungi; Ascomycota; Eurotiomycetes; Eurotiales; Aspergillaceae.
AUGGUGUUCAAUUUUCUCAAGAACUCCUUAUUGCUACGGCCCCUCGAGGAUUGGCUCACGUCUCAGCUGCUGGCCAGCCGGUCGUUUCACAAGAUGGUCGGGAGCAUCCACCGCACCGUUCAUCAGAUUAAGAAUGGCGUGCCACCAGAGCCGCGGCACACGGAAACCGAGGAGCCUGGCCCUCGUGGGGACUCAUUCUUCGAGUACUUCAAGGAAGAAAUCAAAGACCAAAUGAGAGGGAAACCUCCCAAAAAGCUUUGA